This is a messenger RNA of Cuscuta europaea, 6699 nucleotides long. The record is from the annotation of a GenBank genome assembly. Lineage: Eukaryota; Viridiplantae; Streptophyta; Magnoliopsida; Solanales; Convolvulaceae.
CUUGUCUCCCAGGGAAUUUCCCUUUUUCUUCUUCUUAGCUUAGCAACAGUAGUGCAUUAAUGGAGUUCCAUGAUAUUUGUACUAUGUAAAUGGUGAUGAGGGUAAUAAUGAUAAAGAGCGGGCUUGGACGUUAGCCUAAAAAGUCCUGUGGUUUUCUCUCCUUUUCGGAUUUCCACGUAAAAAUAGCUAGUUCAUACACUUUUAUAUAUUUAUUUGUUUUUAUACCGAAUCCAUUGUCCUUAAUAUCCGAAGUUUAUGUUGGGCUUUCGGAUCUACGGGACUAAACUUCAACAUUGGCGUCGUCUGUGGGAAACUAUCAAAAAGCGUGACAACGUGUUCUUGAUUUUAUUAAUUUUGAUUCGAAGAAGAACUGAUUCCAGCAUGAGAAGGAAGAAAAAUUGAUGCUAAAAAAAACAAACUGUUCCUCAAAGGGAGAAAGCAGAAGGCCAAAAGGAGGUCUGCGAGCCAACCAUGGCUUUUUUGUUAUCAAAGAUGUGUGGGACCCGCGAGCCCACUGGCCUGACAAUACAGAAGAAUUCCCACCCUCACGUGGGACACUUGACACAACAAGUGGGUGAUUUGACAGAUUUGUGGUUAUCCAAAAAUUGAGCACAACAUCCCGAACGUUGAACGAGAGUUCCCGAACACCCUCCCUUGCACUUCCCCUGUAAACUGGUGCUCAACCCUGGGAUGGGGAGAGGCUAGCCCCAGGGCAUUCCUCCUAUUAACUUGGAACCAAUCCCGAACGUGUUGAUAAGGUCGAACAGAGUCUGCGUGACCAUCAGUUAACUCCCAGUGUACCGAUGGGUUCCCAAGUAGCAUGCAACAUCCUGCAUCGAACAGGGAGCUCUGGAAUCCAUCACCUCAUGCGCUGACCAGAGUACUGAAACUUUCUAUCUUAGUACCAACCUGGUCGAGGAUGUGAUAAGGGAGCACAACCCACCGCCCGGCAUGCAUCCCCUGCCUUGCACCGACAAUCCGGUAUGCUAGACCAACCGGUCGUUCCAUUAAUCGGCAAUCACGGUUGAUCCGUGUCCAUAUCACUCCACCACACCAGCCCGACAUAUUGAUCGCGAGUAUGCAUGCACGGGGAGGCCCUCUCCAUGAGCGAGGAUAUGGACCGGGAAAUAUAGGAAGGUUGCUGAUUUGACUUUUUCAGCAAAACCAAUGGCCACCCAGCUCAGGCCGCCUCCAGACAUUAUCACCGAUCGGGACCAGGGCGGCAUAGUACUCGACGUUAUCAGCUUCUCUCAGCCGAUCACCCCCUCCGUCAUCCCAUCCGGCAUCAUCCCGUCUGGCAUCAUCCCGUCCGGCAGCGUCAAGUCCUGCGUUAUCCCGUCUGGCAUCUCCUUAUUGGAUGGGUUGUGUCUUGCCGAAUGGCAAUCAAGUCCGACAGUCCACACCAGAGCUAUGUUACUCGUCCUUGGUAUUGAUCGGCCAUUGUUGCCAAACUUACCACUAGGAGGAAGGAAACCACCUCGAGCACGAGUUUCCACAUAGGCUCCCUAACGAGACACGUUGAAUCAUCCGGCAACAAGUAUGGGUAACCUGAAUCAGCCAGCCUUUUGAUCUGGGACCUCCAUGCACUCCCGUACGGGAUAGCCCUCGAUGAAGAUAAGCAUUUUAUCAUGGGUUCCCGAUGAUGGGGGCUACAUCUGGAGAGAAUUAAAGCAGUAGUUGGAUCAAGUUAUAAGCAGUUGGGCUAGGUUGUUAACGGGCUGGGCUACUAAGCAUCUCAAACUGGAGUGAAGUUGAUAAGUUUCCUUGCUUAUGAAAGCAACUGUUGAACUUGCCAUGGGGAUGCGUUACUAUUCCACUGGCCUGGAUCACUUCUUCAUCAACCAAUUAAAAUCUCAGGGCCAAUAACUUGGCCUCGCAGCUGAUACUCAGCCUAUUUCAGCUAAGUAACAUCAUUCUUUCACCAUCUGUUUCAAUUUGAGAUAGUUUUCAUGGCUAUUAUUGCUUUUAUCACCAUUGUUAAUUAGGGUUGAAGGCAACCCGAUCUUAAUAAUGUGGAGCUAAGCUCGGGUGAUAAGUUCACCGUCAUUUCUAAAUUAAGUGAAUAAUUUUAAGGGUCGUUGGAUUACCCGAUCGGCCUGAAAUAACGGUCGGAGUGUCAUAGAUGCCACCCAUGGGCUUGUUCGGUACUAACGGUACAUCCACAAAAAUAUUUAGUGAAAUGAUGUAGUAAUAUUACUAUUUUAUUACACAUCGCCAUUAUUUAAUGCUAAACAAAGCUUUAUAAAUAGGGUCACUAACGUUUUAAUUAAAUGCUUGGUUUGAGUGGUCGAUCGAUCCACUCCCGACCAGCCUUAAUGAAUUGACCGAAGCGUCUCGCAAGGGCGUAACCCGGUGACGUAUCUUGAUUUUGGAAACAUUCAUGAUCCUGAUCGGCAUUAAAUGCCCGAACGAUAAUUGCACCCAGUACGGGGCGGAUUGCAUAGUUUAUGUUGCAGUUCGAGAAGAAAAUCUAGGCCAAAGGUGAUGAUUACCGCUUCAGCCAGUAGUCAUGAAUGAAAAAUAAAAAUUAAAAGGAAAAUGUUAUACAUGUAUGAUUGCAUAUACUUGUGUAUGUUGUCGGCCGUACGGCCGUAUUACUAUGCUUAUUGUGUAGUGGAAUCCGUUCGAUAUGUUCGAGCUGGGAGAUCCAUGAUGUUGGCAUGAAGCGCGGAGACGUUCAUGACCGACAAGGAAAUGAAGUACAAACAUGAAAGGCCGUUCGAUAUGUUUGAUCGGGGAGAUCAGUAACGUUCGACAUGAAGUGCAGACACAUUCAUGACCGGCAAAGAAGAGAAGCAAAGCCGUUCGGUCAGCUCAAACGGGGAAAUCACGAAGCGCGAAGAUGUUCGUGACUGGCAACGUAAAGCGAUUCAAGCAAAGUCGUUCGGUCAGCUCGAACAGGGAGAUCACGAAGCGCAGAGACGUUCGUGACUGGCAACAUAAAGAGAUUCAGGUAAAGUCGUUCGGUCAGCUCGAAUGGGGAGAUCACGAAGCAUAGAGACGUUCAUGAUGAAAAAAAUAAAGAAAAAGAUACCAGGAAAGAAGUCCUACGAGAUACCGUUCGGAGCCGUUCAAGAUUCAGAAAAGAAGAUAAAGAAUUCAGAAACGGGAUAGAGAAUUCAGAAUAGGAGAUAAAGAGUCCAGAGAACUCCAUGACUAGCAAUCCGACCCCACCAUUCGUCAUCUAGAUCAAGCAUCACGGGCAGGGGGCGCCUGCAAGACCCUCAGACAUUCUUGAUUACGAUCGGCCACCCCGGCACGACGUGAUCAUCAUUGAGAGUCUCAGCGGUUAACAACUCCAUAAUCCACGGAGGGAGACUUAUUGUUCGGAUCAUCAUUGACUACUUCUAUACCUUCACAAUCGGCCACCCCGGCACGAUGUGAUCAUCAUUAAUAGAGUCCUUGUAUUAAAAAAGAGAGAGAUAAGGAAUUCAGGGCUCCCCAAUUGUCACUUUGACUGUUAGUAUAGAAGAACCGAACGUUAACAUUGAGAGUCUCAUCUCAGCUUUUAACAUGUAGAAUCAUUCCGGAUGACCGAAUGAUGAACAUGUUAACAGUUUGGAGGGAGCCAUCAUCUCAGCUAUCAGAAUUUGACCCUAUGCUUACGAACGGAUAAAGGGAUCAAAACGGCUUGGAGAUGGUGUAAAAACCAUAAGUAUGGACGAGCUGAGCGACGUUCGGUAACAUGGAUUGUCGUCCGGGGGAUCAGAACUAUGGUUUUAAAAUCUCGCCUCAGUCGUUAACUUGAUUUGGAAGUGAGUCGCCAUUUUAGCUAUAGGUAAGAUAUGAUCCGAUCCGUGGAUCUGACUUAUAACUUGAAGAUGGUCAUCUCAAACCCCUAAUAAGGAUGAUUCGGAUCGGAAAAAACCGGACGGACUACAUCAGAAUUUUGGGUUUGGAAAAUAUGGAGUCUCACCUCAGCUUUUAACACGUCAAAUCAUUCUAGAUGGCCGAAUGACGAACGUGUUAACAGUUUGGAGGGAGCCAUCAUCUCAGCUAACAGAAUUUGACCCGAUCAAAACGGCUUGGAGAGGAUGUCAGAACUAUGAGAGUCUCACCUCAGCUUUUAACACCUGAAAUCAUUCCGGAUGACCGAGUGAUGAACGGGUUAACAGUUUGGAGGGAGCCAUUAUCUCAGCUAACAGAAUUUGACCCAAUCAAAACAGCUUGGAGAUGAUGUCAAAACUGUAAGUAUGGACAAACCGAGCCACGCUUGGUAACCCUAAAUAUGAAGGAACCGGGAGUUCAGGAUUGGAAGAUACAAAAAACAAUGAAAUAGCAAGAUUGGGGAAAGAAUCGAGUUUUAUUCUUCAACACUACUCGCCGGAAAGUACAAAAGAAAUCAAGAGUAAUACAACUCGGGCAAAAUAUUAUGCUACUGAAUGAUCCCUGAUCGGGGAAGAUAGAGAUUGAGAACCGCCAGCCUGCGCCGGAUCAUCAGAAACUGCCUUCUGUCUUUAGUAUGGGUGGCCUGGAUCAUCGGAACUAUGGUAUUGGAGGAUGGCGAGUCGAGUCGAGUCUAUGUUUGUCGAGUCGAGUCCAUGUUUGUCGAGUUGAGUCGAGUCGAGUCCAUGUUUGUCAAGGUCAAGCCGAGUCGAGUCAGGUCCACGUCUAUCGGAGUUGAGUCAGGUCCAUUCCUUUCGACUAUGGCAAUAUAAGGACCAUGGCAAUGACCAUGGCAUCGUAAGUCCAUAUCACAGCAAAGACCAUUUUUUAUGCAGCACGAACAGGCUCCACAGCACCGUCGUGCCUUACUCUCGGUCGGGCUCAUCCAUCCUUGAUCUAGGAUGACGACCGUCGCUUUUAUGCAGCACGAACAGGCUCCAGAGCACCGUCGUGCCUGACUCUCGGUCGGGCUCGUCCAUCCUUGAUCUAGGAUGACGAUCGCCGCUUUAUGCAGCACGAACGGCUGGCUCAUCAGCGCCGUCGUGCCUUCUUUUUUAUCGGGCUCGUCGGUUCUUAAUCUAGGAUGUCGACCGUCACUUUUAUGCAGCACGAGCGGCUGGCUCUACAGCGCCAUCGUGCCUAGUGUGGGGGCUACACCUCACCUGUCACUUAUGCAUACCUUGCGUCCGAGACUAUUCGAAGACGCCGAUUCAAGAAAGGCAAGGAGGGACGUGAGCAAGAGUAUACUUUCUCGAGUAGAUUCACAGGCUCACUACUCAAGAAACUGGGGGACUUGUGUUGGGGAAUAUUAUCCCGACCUACUACUGUUCAAAGGCCCAAGUCAUCACCCGGAAUGAAGCCCGGUCAGCAAGGCCAAUUUAGGCCUGCCCAGCCCGUUUCGGCCUAACCGGCCCGCUAGGAUAGGAAUUAGGCCCAUUAAGGUCCAAUCGGCCCACUAGGAUAGGAAUUAGGCCCAUUAAGGCCCAACCGGCCCGUUGGCCCAUAAGAGUAAACCCCACCCCCCUUCUAUAAAUAGGAAGCCUUGCUUCCAUGUAAAGGAUGGACUUUUUGGUUCUUCUCUCCCAGGGAACUUCCCUUCUUCUUCUUAGCUUAGUAACACUACUCCAUUAAUGGGGUUCCAUGAUAUUUGUACUAUGUAAAUGGUGAGGAGGGUAAUAAUGAGAAAGAGCGGGCUUAGACGUUAGCAUAAAAAGUCCCGUGGUUUUCUCCUCUUUCCGGGUUUCCACGUAAAAAUAGCUAGUUCAUACACUUUUAUAUAUUUAUUUGUUUUUAUACCGAAUCCAUCGUCCUUAAUAUCCGAAGUUUAUGUUGGGCUUUCGGAUCUACGCGGCUAAACUUUAACAAUGAUUUUUAGUAAAUAAAAUUUAUAUAUUCAGAAACUACAUUAAAAGUUUUAUAAAUCUUGAUGAAAAAAAUUAAAUUUGAUAAACAUUGAAUAUAUAAAGUAAAAUAUUAAGAACAAAUCACGUUGACCGAAGAAUAGUGGACGGGAAUUGAACCUUUAAAUGGGACGGAUGGAGUAUUACUAUUAUGAAACGUCAAAAAUUGGAUUGAAUAUGAAUAACUUUAUUUAUAAUAAUAUCUUACUCGUAAUUGUUAGAUUUGUGAUGUUGAGAAUGUACAUUAGUGUUGAUGGAGUAUAUGGGUCUGAGCCCCAGGACCCACAUACUCAGAAGAACAGAAAGCACAAGACACUGAGUGGUGCCCUCGUCGGCCAAGGGACCCCCGUCGGCCGGAAAGGUACCAACUCAGAAUAUGGUCCUGAAGCCAAGGAACCCGGGUGCCCUCGUCGGCCACGCCCUCGUCGGCCACGAAGACCUCACAGAACCAGAUUUCAUACUUAAUCAUUCUUAUCACUUUGUAUCUCGGCCCAGUAGCGGUCCAGUUGUAAAUGGGCCUCCCAAGCCCAAGGCUUGGGAGCCCAGCCCGUAUUUUCUCUAUAAAUACUCCCCUUGGGAGUAGUUGUAGGGGUUCACAAAAUUCAUUCUAUUGAAGCAUAUCUUGCACUUCUCUCUCUAGCUCUCACUUCUCUCUAGAAUCUAAGACAAUUACUCAUUUACUCUAUCAAGUGUAUAUUCAUCAAACUUUAAAAUCUAAAAGUUUAUCAAAAGGAUAGUGAUGUCAAUUCUCUAAUUAUUUUCCCGGAUGAUAUUCAUAUGCAAAGUUUCAUAUUUGUACCGAUAUGGUGCUAUAACAUUCAGUAAUAUUGACAUUAUUUUGAACAUUGUGACGUUUGUGUUCAAAAAUGAAAAGAAAAUAACACAUUGUUGUUUCCUAAGAUUUUUACACUGC